AUGGCGGAUGAGUCGACAAAAACGAACGAAGAAACUUUAACCGAAAAACCGACCUGUACGUUCUUUAAAAAGGCAAAUAAGAACCGUAACGUUCGUAAAAGAAAAGUGGAAAAGUCGGAUAGUGAGGACGAUGACGAAACCACGGUUAUCAGAAAAGAAAAAAAGACAAUUUCUAACCCGAUGUUUCAGAAGACUGAAGGAUUCGGUUCGAAAUCAAAACGUGAAGCAGACGAAGAAGAUAUCGAUGUAUCAUUUAAGUCGACUCGUUCUGCUAUGAGCAUUGGUCCGCAGGAUCUUGGUGCAACGGCAACCGUGGAGAUUGAUACAGAGUUUGAUCGGGAUGCCCAAGCUCUGUUUGAGAAAAAAUUAAAGACGAAUGAAGAGGUAAAAGAGCAAGGAAACAAGGAUGACAGGAAAUACCGAGGGUUAAAUAAUUACAUGACUUACUAUGAGAAGAAAGGAACUGCACAGGGAAAUGCUUCCAGUGGAAUGGUCAGGUAAUUAAAGUUCGUCUACUUUAAAGUGCCCCUAACCCUUUAAUUUGUUUUCUUUUGGCAGAUUUCCAUAUCUUUCAAGAACUCAUUGUCGAAAAAUUUUUCAGAAAGAUUGAAUCCUUUUUUUUUUACGAGCGCUAAAAGUUACUGAAAUUUUUUAAUUUUUGCACGCUAUGAGCCCCGCUGGACAAAUUUUUGUCUUGUGGGCUCAUUAGGAACGAGCCAAUGAGAAGUGUCUGAUAUUUGACACUUUUUUAACUGUGACUUAAGAAAAGGACACUAUUCCAUUCUUCGGUGGACUUCAGGCCUUGGAUCGGUAUCAGAAGGAAUCUUAUGCAUGCUGAUUCCUUUCUCUUUAUUUCGAGAGUUGCUGCAUCCAAAAACCACACAUUUUUUAACCAUUUUCUCUGUUUAUUUUAACGAGUGUUUAUAUGUGAGAAAAAAGUUUACCCCUUUGCCCAAGCAAAAAUCACUUGCACAUUCUUUGAUUGUCGAAAACAGUGCUUGUGCAUGCCCAGAUUGUUUCACCCUGGCUGAGUUGAGUCAUCUUGGUCAGCCAAAGUGUUUAUGUGGAGGAAAGUUGGCCCAACUAGAAGGGUCACCCUUCUAGCCAACCCACAUGUAAAUGGUUUGCCAUGUUUUUUAGGAAAAUGUCACCCAGGGUAGCUUGGGUAGACAUAUUAACAAAACCUGGUUUCCAUAAUGAUCGUCCUGACCGUCCCAGUCGUCUCAAAUAAUGUUCAGAUGAUCAAGACAAUCAUAUGGAAACACUACCAAGACAAUAGCAAACAACCCGAAUGACUGAGACUAACUCAAUCGCUUGGAUAGAAUUUAGUUCUAUCACAACAAUCGAGUAAAUUUCAAAGUGAUCAUUAAUAUGGAAAUGCUCUCAGAUGACUGAGAUGAUGAGGACAAUGGAAGGCUAUCCCAGAAAUAAUCAGUAACUGGGAAUAAAUUUGGCCUGGACACCACUUAAAUAAAAAAAAAUAAUACAAAAAUGUCUGCACAAUGUGUGGGCGCUUUUUGAAAAAGAGAAAGUCCAUUCCAUCAGGUUCUUGACGUGAUAAUAUGUCUUCGUGGAACUCUUCUAGCUUGUCUAAGCCAAAAAAUCAAGAGAAAAAGCAGAUUGCUAGCCAUGAGGAUUGCUCUCCAUAUUAUUGAAAUCCAUCCUAGAUGUCACGUUAACCGGAAUUGGACUUUUAUUUCCUUGGGCAGUGAUUUUGCCCUUAUUUUUGGGGCAAAUCGACUCUAUAAAGCAAAGAUACUUAGCAAUACAAAUUUGUUCCUGUCAAAGCAUUUAACCCAUUAAGCCCCAAUAUCCACAAACAAAUUCUCCAACUGAUCUCUAUACAUUUCCUUACAGAAUUAGUUGGGAGAAAUUGAUAAAAGAUCAGAGAUUUUUCUCUUUAUGAUCAUUUGAUUAAUUCUCAUAGAUGUUGCACUUGACAAUCUAUGGAUAUUGUUAGGAGAAAAUUGAUGUUCGUCACUAUUGGGACUUAAAGGGUUAAAAGGGGAAAAGGCCUCACUUGAACUGGUUGGCGUGUGCUGCUCAAAAACGUCUUUGCUUAACCCUGUAAAUCCCAGUAGUGACCAAGAUCAUUUUUCUCCUAACAAUAUCCAUAUGCUGUCAAGAGAUAAGUUAUGAGAAUAAAUAAAAUGAUCACCCAAGAGAAAAUGCCUUGAUAUAUCAUCAAAUUCUCUUAACUACUUCUUUAAGGAAAUGUAUGGAGAUUAGUUUGGAAAAUUUGUAUGUGGAUACUGGGGCUUAACCCUUUAAGUCCCAAUACUGACCAACAUCAAUUUUCUCCUAACAGUAUCCGUACAUUGUCAAGAGAUAAGGUUAUGAGAAUUAACAAAGAUUACCAAAGAGAAAAUGCCUUGAUCUUACAUUAAAUUCUCUCAACUAAUUUUUAAAGGAAAUGUAUGGAGAUCAGUUUGGAGAAUUUGUAUGUUGAUAUUGGGACUUAAAGGGUUAAACACCCUAUUAUGUUUGGCUUGUUCGCAAAACUAACUAAAAUUCCAUUGUCCCACCCAGAGACAUCGCUGACGAGCAUGUGCAUCUCUUGUCUUUGAGGCGAUUGAGACAGUUAUAUGGAAACUACUGAUCACCCCAGUCAUCCAGAUCAUCUCAAAUUUUUUUGAAAUGACUGAGACGAUCCUGACAAUCUGAAUGAUCAUAUGGAAACCAGGCUUAAAUAGUCACAUCUUUCUGGUGCUAUAUCUUUGCACUCCUCAGACAUACAGUGUAUCACUUUCACAAAAUGUGGGAAUUAAGCUUUGUGUGAUAUGAGCCUUCCAUACAACAAUCACAUCUUUCUCAGGCACACCUGAGUAACUCUCCAUCAGCUUCAUAAGCAUCUACUUACCGGUAAUUUCUUUCAGACAAGGACCAAUCAGGGCACCAGCAAACCUUCGUGCAACAGUUCGCUGGGAUUAUCAACCGGACAUCUGUAAAGACUACAAGGAAACAGGUUUCUGUGGCUUUGGUGAUAGCUGUAAGUUCAUGCAUGAUCGCAGCGAUUACAAACACGGCUGGCAACUGGAGCGAGAAUGGAAAGAAGGGAACUACAGCAAACAAGACCCUCAUGCAUAUGAAAUUGACAGCGAUGAUGACGAUGAUCUUCCAUUUGCGUGUUUUAUUUGCCGUGAGUCUUUCAAAAAUCCAGUUGUUACGAAGUGCAAACAUUACUUCUGUGAAGCGUGUGCUCUUAAGCAUUACAGAAAAAGCAAAAGGUGUUAUGUUUGCGGUGUGCAAACCAAUGGAGUUUUUAACCCUGCAAAGGAACUUAUAAAGAAACUGAAAGUUUUAGAGAAUGAGGAGAAGGAGAAGGAUCAAGAGGCUGAUGAGGAAGAAGACUAG
Molecule: messenger RNA, 3354 nt
Organism: Porites lobata
Lineage: Eukaryota; Metazoa; Cnidaria; Anthozoa; Scleractinia; Poritidae
Source: the annotation of a GenBank genome assembly